This is a messenger RNA of Ilex paraguariensis (yerba mate), 876 nucleotides long. The record is from the annotation of a GenBank genome assembly. NCBI's taxonomy places the organism in Eukaryota, Viridiplantae, Streptophyta, Magnoliopsida, Aquifoliales, Aquifoliaceae.
GCCUGAGACUUUCUAAGCCCUGAACUGUUUUUCAUUGGAGAGUACUCAUCAUCAACCGAGCCCCAUCCAAACUUACAGGUCAAAAUCUAUAAUAACCAUCAUAGCUACUAGAGUCUUUCAGUUUGCACCCACUGCUCUCUAAAUUUUUUUGAUGGUGGCCAAACCAGCAAUGAUGAAUUUAAAUCGCCGCCUUCUUGUCACGGAGCCAGGUAUGCCACUACGGAACGGAAACAAAGCUAGUGAAUCCAAUUUUGACACCAACUUGGUGAUCAUUCUGGCGGCCUUGUUAUGUGCUCUGAUAUUUGCACUUGGAUUGAACUCAAUUGUGCGUUGUGCUCUACGUUGUAGUCAUAGGUUUGCCAUGGAGACACCGGAACAAAGUGCAGUGUGUGAGGCCACCACCGGCCUCAAGAAGCAUGCUUUGCGUAAGAUUCCAACGGCAAUUUAUGGUUCAGGAUCCAAUAUUCCGGCAACUGAGUGCACAAUAUGCCUGGGAGAGUUUGUGGAUGGUGAGAGGGUUCGAUUACUACCCAAUUGUAAUCACGGGUUCCAUGUAAGAUGCAUAGACCAAUGGCUAAUGUCAAAUUCAUCGUGUCCUAAUUGUCGUCGGCCUUCACUGCAGCUUGAACGUUCAAGCCCUUCAAGUACAGCUCAUGAAGCUGCCAGAGCUUAGCCACUGCGGUUAUCGUUUCGGGCCAGCAAAGUAGUACUGUGGCUGGCCAUAGUUGUAGAAGAAAACAACUUGAUGCCAGGGAGACAACAUCCAGAAGUUAGUGUCAGAUGUUCAAGUCUUCACACUGUUCAACUUUACUUGGUAGAUAUGGUCCGAAUAUGAAUAUUGAUAUACAGUUUCCUGGACUAGAGGCCACAUUUUAA